UCGGCCCACUGAAGAUUAUUCGAGAAGCGUCGCCGGGCGCGAGCUUCGAAUUAGAACUAUCAGACGAGUUGAAACGGGGAAUACACCCAAAAAAUUGAUAACCACGUGGGGCUGGGAGCGUCUGAUGAUUCAUUUGUCAGGCGAGUCAUACGACAUGACGGACAAGGAAACAAUGCGAAGUUUUUCGUGCAAUGGUCUAACGGCUCGACCAGCUGGGAACCAUACAUGACGCUACGCGGAAGAGCAGCGCUGGAUGAUUACUCGAACAUAUUAGGAUAUAAAAGGACUAUCACUUGCGACGAUAUCCUCGGCAUGCCACUGAGUUUUCUUACUCAGGACUUCUCACCGAUAUACACCCCAUAUUCGCACUUGGUUGUUCCACCCGGUACACACGACCACCAGGCUCUCCUUCGGGCGGCCGCUGGGGUCCGAGGUAGACCUCGCCGUGGUCCAACACGCCCUUACGGCCCUUACGAGCGUCGCGGACGAGCGUUAUAUGAACUAUGGACCAAGGUUCAAUAUGGAGUUACCCAACCCGGCGGUCCCACCCUUUCGGAUCCACGAUGCAUGAUGAGUUGGAUAACCAUUUAUCAAACCAACCUUUUGCCGCUGCACCUUCUUCACCAUCUAUGUCUAGCGCGUAGCUUAGGCGAGUUGUCGAUGGUCAAUUUGCAGAACGAAACCGCCGAGGUGGGAUCCGAAGGAUCGUCAAACCCGCAAGUUAAUCAUUGAAGCCUUCGAAAUCGAAAUUCUCUAUGCAAUCUUAGGUCUAUAUAUCCGAUCACUUGACUAACACCAGUUCUUGGAUGCGAGUAGCAGUGCGGGUGUAAGUGGAGUGGUCUGAUACCCGUCCAAGUUUUGUUAGUUAGACAGAACCUCUUGUAUUUGCUCUCAUAAAUCAAGCCCUUUUGGACCUGUGACACUCUCAGUGACCUAGUGAGUUCGAUAA
Messenger RNA from Cantharellus anzutake, 949 nucleotides. RefSeq lists its product as uncharacterized. NCBI's taxonomy places the organism in Eukaryota, Fungi, Basidiomycota, Agaricomycetes, Cantharellales, Hydnaceae. The record is from RefSeq and is a predicted model, not a curated record. The coding region runs from base 226 to 732 and encodes 168 amino acids. The transcript has 3 exons.